Messenger RNA from Pisolithus orientalis, 2736 nucleotides. RefSeq lists its product as uncharacterized. The record is from RefSeq and is a predicted model, not a curated record. The transcript has 5 exons. Bases 375 to 2486 code for a protein of 703 amino acids. NCBI's taxonomy places the organism in Eukaryota, Fungi, Basidiomycota, Agaricomycetes, Boletales, Pisolithaceae.
GAGAUCACUCCCUCUUAUCGUGAAAUUCGCUUCAUCUAUAAAGUAGCAGGAUAGAUACAGGCUGCGGAACCAAAGACGAAAAGUCCCCCUCCGCCUAUCACCUGAUAAUCUUCACGUCUCUUACACCUCCAUACGUGGCUCGUAACCCCGACACCAACUUUCCAAAGGUUUUUCCGUAAGUACGAUCGGAGCGUGUGCGGCCCAGUCUGGGCACUUUGCGGUUGACCUAUCGCUACCGCACCAGUUGACGACACUGUGACGUCGUCCGACUCUGCGUCUGCUGGCAAUCGAGACUCUAGCUUGUCAAGUCCUUUGCGCUCCGACUUGCGUUAUUAGCACACAAGCGUUGACGUACUCGUUUCCAUUCCUGCGUCAUGUCGAGUCUAUUUUCUCGUGUUAAGACGAAAUCAAUUUUAGCCAGGAUAUCCCGCGCAACAAGUGACAGCCUUCAUACCACGACUGGCGCCGACGAUGAUUUAGCCCAUACAAAGAGGAGUGCCCCGAGCAGUGACCAAACGAGGACCCAGGGGGCGAAACUGCGACGACGCCUUGUAUCCUCGUCCAAACGUGCCAAGAGUGAGGUCCGCGUCCCAAAUACCAUCGCCCAAGUCCCUGACGGCGGGUUUCUGCCUCUCAACCUUGACCACCAUCGCAGGGGAACCCACGACGCCCCCCGAUACGAGUACGGAUACCUCUCCUUCGAGUGCCACGUCGUCCUUGGCAUCAACGAACUGGAAAGGCUCGUGGAGGUCGUUUCGGAUGAACUUGCCACCCGGUACCUCACCACUCCCUUCAUAUUUUCUGCUCUUGCUCUUGAUAUCUCCUCCUCUGCCAUCAACCAGCUGAUCUCCGCGUUCCUUGAUACUUGCGCAGAUCCAUCCUCCAACGAAGCAGAGUAUCGCUGGCGUCAGGAGGCACACCUUGCAGGCGCACAUGAACUUGGCAUGUGCCUACGGUGGGGUCUUGCACGGGUCGUGAGAGUCACUGGAGGACAGGCGAUGCGGGGUCUCAUUUCUUGGGAACACUACACGGAGUUCCGUGAUUCAGAAGCAGCUCUCAGUUACCCGCACACACACUUCUCAACAUUUCUGCCACAAUCACCGCAUGCUCUCCGAUCAAUUCUGUUGACGUUGCUCGACCUCCUUACCCGUUUCGUCGCUCACGGUUCUGCGUCUGGUCAUACGCCGUCAACGCUGUCGUCGUCCUUUGGGCCAUUGCUAUUUGGUCUCGGACCGCCCGGUCUUCCAUUCCACCACACAUAUGUCCAAUAUCUGUACGCAGUCAUCGCCAUGGAACAUAUCUUGCUGGCGUACAUCCGCUGGCAGGACGCCCCACGAAUUCCACUUCCACUACCCGGUGUCGGCACUCGUGUUCCCCGCAGCAAUACUACCCCUCUUAGGGCCCCUGCUCGCCUCAAGGAGUGGAUCAGGGGAUACCCUUCGAUGCUGCCUGUUCUAUAUGACAAGGACACGCAAGGAUGGUUCCAAGUCCGUCGUGGAGCACGCACAAUACGCGUUGUCCGUGUACGCCGAAACGUUACGAAGUACUCUCCUGACCUCGUCAACACGGCUGCAAGCUGGGCACCAAGUCCUAGAGGUCGAGCCACAAAACAUAGCGGCGUUGCAGCGUCGAAGGAGUGGGAACGUAUCGCUCCGUCUGCCCUUCAACUACAACCGUCAUUCUCCGAGGGCUACAUGAAGAGAAUGAAUUUACCUUACGAUUUCCGCCCUUACACUGGUCAAGUGUCGGACGUGCCUACGACCGCUACUUCUUGGAGUCCUGGAGUUGAUGUAGACGAUCCACUCAGGCUGGCGUUAGGCCUUGGAUAUUAUACAGGCUCUCAACGCUUUAAGUCCUUGACAGAGAAGAAAUGGGUGGAGUUUGAGAAGGCGGGCUUUGGCUCCUCUGCCGUCAACGGCGAAGAACUUCAGUUGAACCCGAAUGAGAAUCUUAGAAUGAUACCUCCCGAGAAGCGUCGAACGAUGAACUGGAAUGACUUUGCAGCUAUCGGAUUUUCGCGACCCGGCGACUUCCUUGAUAUAUCACUUCACCCAAGCAGCCCAGUGAUUCACAAAGGAAUUUCAUCGUUCACUCGCAGUGCCAGUAUCGCUAGAAAGUUAAGGAAGACCCAGCACGUACAACAACCUCAGAUUGAAUUGGACUCGGAACCGGUCGUGGGAUCUGAGGUAGUGAUCGAGGAAGCGUUUUUGGGCGUAUUUUGCGAUCUGAUAUACGGAGGCGGAUGGUCAUCCAUUGGACACGGAGAAAAGAUUGACAGAGAGUCGAACUGGGCCUUGAUCGAGUUCAAGGCGCUUCCAGUCAACGAGACCUCGGUCGGACCGGGCGUCGAUCCACGCACGGAAACGAUGGUCAUGCUGUUUGAAGAGAUCGUGCCUGUGGAGUAUAGGGAGAGUCUCUUGAAGGACACUGCGGCGAGAAGCCACUCCCCGUUUCGUUCGUCGCUGUCGAUCAAGUCACGUCAAUGAAAGCUAAGCUCGAGACACAUCCAAAUUCCGUGCAAAGAUUUACCGAUUUCACUUGCCGAUCUGGUUUCACGUUCCUCUUCUGAUCCCCUACGGGUGUUUGGCAGUUUACAAGAAAACAAUAUAAUCGAUAUCAAGACACCCAUGGUUGGUCGCGUGGUCUGAAAUCACCGUCGAUCAGUCUCGUUGAACCCUCUGAGGACUUAACCUAGAAUAAUCCAGUUUGAUUGACUGUACUUAUAACCUCGAGUAU